CCCAGGGGUGCGGGCAUGAGGAAGUGGCAGGGGAGAUGCGGCCCUGGGAGAUCGUCGAGCUGGCGGAGCCCGAGGAGGAUUUCGAGCAGUUCCUGCUUCCAGUCAUCAACGAGAUGCGGGAGGACAUCGCGGCCGUCACCCGGGAGCACGGGAGAGCCUACAUGCGGAACAGGAGCAAGCUGUGGGAGGUGGACAAUAUGCUCAUCCAAAUAAAAACGCAGGUGGAGGCCUCGGAGGAGAGCGCCCUGAACCAUCUGCAGAACCCCAACGAUGGAGUGGAGGGCAGAGCGGCCAAGAGGUGCGAGAAGGCCGAGGAGAAGGCCAAGGAGAUCGCGAAGAUGGCAGAGAUGCUGGUGGAGCUGGUGCGGCGGAUAGAGAGAAGCGAGUCGUCCUGAAGGAGCGCGGGCGGAUGCAGAAUUCUGAGACUCAGCGUCUUGAUGCAGUCUCCCGUAGGGUCAGUGGUGGAUGCACAGCAAGCCAGUAAAAGACUGACACGGAGCUUCUGCAGUGACGGAGGGUAGGCUAAGCCAGCGUCGGGCUCCCUGCCAGCGGGGAGUCUGCUUCUCGCUCUCCCUCUGACUCUCGCUCUUCCUCAAAUAAAUAAAUAAAAUCUU
Ailuropoda melanoleuca (giant panda) is the source of this 614-nucleotide messenger RNA. Its product is annotated as MORF4 family-associated protein 1. The record is from RefSeq and is a predicted model, not a curated record. Lineage: Eukaryota; Metazoa; Chordata; Mammalia; Carnivora; Ursidae.